Messenger RNA from Tachysurus fulvidraco (yellow catfish), 5133 nucleotides. It is a transcript of the gene ptk7b, whose product is annotated as protein tyrosine kinase 7b. Lineage: Eukaryota; Metazoa; Chordata; Actinopteri; Siluriformes; Bagridae. The transcript has 20 exons. Gene Ontology annotation, molecular function: protein kinase activity; axon guidance receptor activity; ATP binding. The coding region runs from base 363 to 3608 and encodes 1081 amino acids. Gene Ontology annotation, cellular component: axon; plasma membrane; neuronal cell body. The record is from RefSeq and is a predicted model, not a curated record. Gene Ontology annotation, biological process: protein phosphorylation; synapse organization; homophilic cell-cell adhesion.
AGAGAGAGAGAGAGAGAGAGAGAGAGAGAGAGAGAGAGCACAGGGGACAGGGGUAAGAGAGAUGAGCGAUAACGCGGGACUGCUGUAGGUUCUCACCGGACGGACUGAGCAGGUCCCAGUAUUCCAGCCCCGACACCAAGGACACUCACGUUACCCACCAGGACGCGCGCGAGUGAGUUUCCUAACGUGACUGUACACUAACUCACAUGCCGUGUGUUCCGCGACCUCUGCUACAGCUAUACACUCUUUCGGUCUGUGCGCUUUUUAGCCUCAUAAACCGAGAUCCUUUAGAUUUCUUCUAAAAAGCGUGUUUGACGCUUACCAGUUAAGGUUUCUUCGGGUUGUUUGGAACAUAAACAGACAUGGACAUAUCGGACACAUCGGACACACCGGCUUGGAUCGGAACACGGCACCGAAGAUCAAGUCAAAGCUCCACAAGCUUUGGGAAUAUGAGAAGACGCACUCGUCUCUCUAUCCGGAUGAACAGUUUGCUCGCCAUCGCUAUAUUCUGCACGAACGUGCUGUGUGUGCAGUCUUCUUCUCUGCACUUUUCCAAAGAGCCCCAGUCUCAGGAUGCGCUGCAUGGUCGUAGCGCGAUUUUGCGCUGUGAGGUCAGUGAGGUGGCUGACGUGCAAUACUCAUGGCUGCAGAACGGUCAGACAGUGCAGGACUCAGAGCGACGAUUCAUGGAGCACGGAAACCUCAAAUUUACUGCAGUAGAUCGCCAUCUUGACACAGGAAACUUCCAAUGUGUAGCCAAAAGCUUGAUAUCUGACGAUGUGGCCAGGUCCAUGAACGCCUCCUUCAACAUCAAGUGGCUCGACAGCGGCCCGGUGACUUUGAAACAACCCGCCUCUGUGGAUGAGAUCGAUGAUGCUGAACAAAUUGUAUUAGAGUGCCAGAUUAAUGGACACCCAAGGCCGAACAUUAAGUGGUACAAAGAUGGAGUAUUGCUAACGGUAAAGGAUAGAAACCUCACUCUGGGAAAUCCUGUCCCUGGACAGUCAGGCACAUAUAGCUGCUGUGCACGCAACGGAGCCGUACAACUCUGCGACAACUCCAACUUCACACUUAAAAUUAUAGAUAAGACGAUUCCUCGUGUGAUGGUGGCUCCAAAGGAUCAGGUGGUGUUCAGGAACGAAGAGGCCGUGUUUCACUGCCAGUUCUUUGCCAAACCUAUGCCUGUAAUCGAGUGGUUCCAUGAAUCAGAGCCGGCAGUCAACAAGUCACGGGUUGUAGUGUAUGAUAAUGGCACGCUGCGCAUCACUCAGGUGAAACCUCGGAAUACAGGCCGCUACACUUGUGCAGUUCACUAUGGAACUGAUAAGCAAGUGCAGGUAGAAGCCACUCUGCACAUUGCAGACAUUGAAGAUAUGGGAGACAAACUUUAUAAAUUCUUUUCUGCUAACAAUGUGGAACAGAUACUUUGUUCCCCACCACGGGGUCACCCUGAGCCUGAGGUGUGGUGGGAGAAGGAUGGUCUCAGAGUGCCCAGCAACGGUCGGGUGCACCAAAAGCAAGGAGAACUGAUAUUUAAUCCUAUUGUGGUUGGAGACUCAGGAACGUACUUGUGUAUGGCGAAGAAUAAAGCGGGUCAGAAAAGGCAGGAAGUCAGCGUCACAGUGUCGGGUCCCCCAGAAUGGGUUACUAGACCCCAGGACACUGAGAUGGAGGAGGGGCAGCCUGGGUACCUGCACUGCCAAGCUCAGGCCACGCCCCCUGCCCAGGUCAUCUGGUACCGAAACUUACAGGAGAUCAGUGAGGAGAAAUCUCAGUUUAAACUCUUUCCGAAUGGGACUUUAAGGAUAAACAGUGUGGAAGUAUAUGAUGGAGUGGUCUAUAACUGCAUUUGCAAAACUGCAGGUGGUAUCCUAAACGGACAGGCCAAGGUCAACGUACUUGAGAAGCUGAAGUUCACCCCACCUCCCCAGUCCCCUCAGUGUCUGCAGCUGGAUAAAGAAGCCAGUGUUCAAUGCUCUGCUACGGGUCGAAAGGCUCCCACAAUACACUGGACCAAAGCAGAUGGUAGUGCUAUCCCUUCACUUGCAAAGCAAAUCAAUGGAACUCUGCAUUUUGAGAAAGUGAGACGGACCGAUGCGGGGAAUUACACUUGCAUAGCCAGUAACCGUCCACAGGGAGAGAUCAGAGCCUACGUCUCUCUCACUGUAGGAGUGUAUACCGAGUUCAAGGUGGAACCGGAGUACACUACAGUGUAUAAGGGUCACACAGCAACACUGCACUGCCAGGCUACUGGAGACCCACAGCCCUACAUCCAGUGGAUAGUCAAAGACAAGCCAUUGUCACUCAGCAGCAGCAGAUUUCAAGAGAUGCCCAAUGGUUCCCUUAUCAUCAACGAUGUCACUACUGCUGAUGCAGGGAAGUACACUUGCAUCGCUGGCAACAGCUGUGGCAUCAGACAUCGAGUUGCAGAGCUCUACGUCGUAGAGAAACCAAAGCCUGGUCGAGACAGUGACGAAGGGAAAACACCAUAUAAGAUGAUCCAAACAAUUGGCCUGUCUGUGGGGGCAGCUGUUGCCUACAUCAUCGCCGUACUUGGCCUCAUGUUCUACUGCAAGAAAAGACGCAAUGCCAAGAGACUGCAGAAGGGACAGGAUGGUGAAGAGCCGGAGAUGGAGUGUCUUAAUGGAGGUGCUAUGCAGCACAACGGCCAAACUACAGCUGAGAUCCAGGAAGAAGUGGCUCUUACUAACCUAGAGACUGUAUCUACAGCUGAAAAACAGCACAGCAACACAGACAAGUUCCACUUUCCCAGAGCAGACUUGCAGACCAUUACUACACUAGGCAAAGGGGAGUUUGGUGAGGUGUUCUUGGCCAAAGCGCGGGGGAUAGAGGAGAGUGAAGAACAGACUGUGGUUCUGGUGAAAAGUCUGCUGAGCAGAGACGAGCUCUCACAGGCUGAGUUCAGGCGGCAGGUCGAUAUGUUCAGUAAACUGAAUCACACCAACGUGGUGCGCAUACUUGGCCUCUGCAAGGACACAGAACCCCUUUACAUGAUCCUGGAAUAUAUAGACCUGGGUGAUCUCAAACAGUUCUUGAGGAUAUCGAAAAGUAAAGAUGAGAAAGUCAAGCCGCAGCCUAUCAGUACCAAAACCAAAGUGUCCAUCUGUGCCCAAGUGGCUGCUGGGAUGGAGCACUUGUCCAACCACCAUUUUGUCCAUAAAGACCUGGCAGCUCGGAACUGCCUAAUUAGCGGAGAGAGACAUGUCAAAGUUUCUGCACUUGGCCUGAGCAAAGACGUCUACAACAGUGAGUAUUACCAGCACAGGCAGAGUUUGAUCCCUUUGCGCUGGCUACCUGCAGAGUCUGUCUUUGAAAAUGAUUAUUCCACCAAAUCUGAUGUGUGGGCUUUUGGUGUGCUGAUGUGGGAAGUGUUCAGCCAUGGUGAGAUGCCAUAUGCAACACUGAGCCAUGAGGACAUACUCGAAGGUCUUCAAGCAGGAACGUUGAAGCUAUCUGCUCCUGAGGCAUGUCCUUCUAAAGUCUACAAACUGAUGAGCCGUUGCUGGGAUCCCAGUCCCAAAGAGCGGCCAUCUUUUAGUGAGCUAAUACAGGCUCUGGGAGAAAUUCCGUUGGACAGCAAAGUGUGAGGACUACAUCUGCUCCUACUUCCACCUGGUUUAUGGAGCCAUGCCUUUCCUGUUCUGCUCUGCUACAAUCACAGACUCUCUCAGACUGGGUCCCACACAUUUCAGGGAGCAAGUGUGCAUGAGGGAAAAAACAGGGACGUUGAUAUCAGGGCAAUGUGUGUGUGUACAGUGUGUGUGUGUGUGUGUGUGUGUGUGUGUGUGUGUGUGUGUGUGUGUGUGUGUGUGUGUGUGUGUGUGUGUGUGUGUGUGUGUGUGAGUUUGAAGACUCCAGAAACUUCUAUCUGCCUUAACCAUGGCAUUAAAAUGCUGUUGAUCAUUAAAUUUCAAUGGCUUAUUUAUGCUUUUAAUGUUCAGCUCUGUCUCUUUUCCACCCUGAGAUCUCCUUGUUUAUUUCUGAAGCCUCAGUCAAUGUUCAAGAGGUAUGAUCUUUUAACUUGAUCUUUUACCUCUGCUGGCGCAGGACAAUCCAGCCCCAAUUGGGGCAAAACCCACGCUGUGGCUCCUGAAAAUAAUGCUGGACUCUGCAUUUGAUGCUCAGCUAUUGGACUUGAAGUUAUUGUGUGUAUCGUUGUGUGUACGAAUGUGUGUAUUUGUGUGUCCUUGUGUGUGCUUUUUUAAUUUUGCAGUGUGGAUUGUUGGGCAAGUCAAACAGAGCAAAGUUUGCCAUGUAGGGAGAUUAUGUCUGUUAUGGCUCGAAGCUCCAGAAUAAAUGAAUACUUCUAGUAUAUGUUUUGUACACAUGGAAGGGCAAGGAGAGUUAGAGAUGUUUUAUUACAAUUGUACUUUUUUAUUUUUUUAAUUGUUGCCUUUUUUACCUUGUGGUGCUCAUAUGGGACAAUAAUAUUUUGAUGGAGAGAACUUGCAAUACAUCUUAUUGCCUACAAGCCUAAAGCCAUGAUGAACAAUGUAUUCAAGAUUUCUGCAUAGCGAUAUUUAUAACCACCUCACUGUAUUACUGCUUGGCAAAGUCCCUGUUACGUUCACUUAUACCAACACCAUGCACUAAUUUCACUUAAACUCUUGUUUUAUAUGUUUAUUUCAGUGUAGAAGGAUGUACGUGAGCCUUUAUUAUGAUGAAGGCUCUCUUUUUUUAUAUAUAUGUUUUUAAUGGAAAGGUACUCUGAGAUCCUUUUAUUCGAUUAUGUACUUCACUCAUUAUGACAUCUCAUUUUGCAGUUUGGAAAGUGUUGUAGGGCAGCUGAGAGUUUCAGUGGUCACCAUCAAUAUUAAUGGCCACAAGUGCCUAAGACAUGAAGGAUUAUAGUCAACUUAGUUUUCAGUUUAUUUUCAGUACUGUUGCUUUGUUUUUUAAUGAUCUGUUUUAUAUCUAAUCUUUUCAUAUAUUAUAAAGAGUAUUUACUGUUGGUUUGUUUUAUUUCUCUGAAUAAACACAUGGUCCUUGUCUUUGUAAUAAUUACAUGCUAGGCACUCACACAUAAAAGUGUUUUGUUAGUCUACUUUAGCAAAGGUCAAAAUAAUCACAAUGUAUGCUGCUCACAUUAAACAUUUAUGUUUGUAACAACAA